Messenger RNA from Acromyrmex echinatior (Panamanian leafcutter ant), 3133 nucleotides. RefSeq names its product RNA-binding protein RO60. The record is from RefSeq and is a predicted model, not a curated record. Lineage: Eukaryota; Metazoa; Arthropoda; Insecta; Hymenoptera; Formicidae. Gene Ontology annotation, cellular component: ribonucleoprotein complex. Gene Ontology annotation, molecular function: RNA binding.
CGUCGCUGGCGUCGCUGCGUGCGUCAACGCGCUCCCCCGCACUUGGUCGCACCGCACGUCAACGUUGCGCGAUCGCGAGUCGUCGCCGUCAGUUUCCGUGCCUCUUGUGCAUGAUUAUUUCGCACGUCGGUUCAUAUUGACGCAAGGCAAAUUUUUGUUAGGAAAUGGCAACAGAAGGCAAUAGCAAUGAUCCUGAAUUGCGUUUAUUACGAUAUCUGUAUGUUGGAAAAGAUUACCCCAAUUACCAGCCUGGAUAUUGGUUUGCCCAUCAUUACUUUAUAGUCAGGAAUGUUCUAGCCAUAGAAGAACUUGCUGAAGAUAAGGAGAAACAAUUGGUACCCAUCGAAUUAAUCACAAAGGCAUUUAAGAGCAAUUUAGUUACACAUCCAGAGGCUUUGGUAUUUGCCCUCGCUGUUUGCUGCAGACAAAAUAAAAGCGAGACACUACGUCACGCAGCAUACGAAAGUGUACAAACGAUUUGUGCAUCUACUCCAAAUUUUAUUCUGUUUGUUAAAUUUGUUUCCAAACUGUGCAGAGAAAAAGAAUUGAAUUAUAUUACACAAGGCUGGGGCCAUGGCUUAAGAAAAGCUAUUAACAAUUGGUACUUAUCUAAGAAACCAUUAGAUUUUAUAGAAUGUGUCACAAAAUAUAAAAGUAGAUAUGGUUGGAAACACAAAGAUAUUGUCAAGAUGGCUCAUCCUCUAGGCAAUUCUCCAGAAAGUAAGAUUAUACUGAAAUAUGUGAUACACGGCUUGGAAAAGAUCAAAAAGGAUAUGGCAGCUGAUCAGAUAGAGGAGAUAUCUCCUAAUAUCAAUGAACUACUGAAAUAUAUGGAAGAGAUUGAAGAUUUCAAACAUUGCGAAGAUGAAGUUCGAGCUGCUUCUAUGCUGGAAACAUUUGGUUUUUCAUUAGAUCAUGUACCUGGUCAUUUGUUAAAAUCCAAGGAGGUUUGGAAUUCAUUGCUAAUAUCAAUGGACAUUGUUGUGCUUCUAAACAACCUGCAAAGGAUUCACAAUCUCGGGUUUCUUGUUAUUGAUGAACCAGCAGUCGAGAAAGUAACUGAACGACUUACGAAUUCACAAUACGUCGAAAAGAGUGCAAUUCAUCCGGCAUUAAUUUUUAUUACUCUCAAAAAUUAUCAGUGUUCCGGAAAAUGUCUGACUUAUGAAAAACGAAAAGUUCGAGAAUUAGCAAAGAAAUCUAUGCUACCAGGAUUUGAUCCAAAUAUCAAAAUAAUGGAUGCUCUAAACGAGGCAUUCCAUCUGUCAUUUAAAAAUAUACAACCUACAAAUUUGCGCUACUUAGUGACAAUCAGCACAAAUAAAUCAAUGGAAGUAAGCACCUGGCAAAAUGGUAAUAUGACCGGCAUCGAGACGGCUGCUUUGAUCGCGUUGAUACUUUUACGUUCCGAAGAGAACGUUACCAUAGCGACGUUUAAGAACGUCGGAAUUUAUAUAUUGAAUGUCUACAAAACUGAUUCUUUCGAAGAUAUUUUGAAAACCUUAAAAACAGCGCCUCUCGGAAGUUCCAAUCAGAGUAAACCAAUUUUGUGGGCCAAAAAACAAUCUAAACAGUAUGAUGUCUUCAUUAACAUUAUAGAUCAAAUAUUGCAAAAACAUGAUGAAUCCCAGGAAAAUCUAAUAUCGUACAAAGAGCAUCUAAAUCUUCCUGAUACAAAAUUGAUCACUUGCGCCUUAUGCUCUCCUUCACCAUAUCGUAAAGAACACUAUGACCGACAUGUCUUGACGAUCAACGGUUUUGAUGCUACCGUACCUAAUGUCAUUGAGGCGUUCGCAAAGGGUUUAUUUUAGAUGAGAUUCUUUAAAACCAUGUUUCUUCAAAAAGUCACAAAUGAUUAACCAAGAAGAAAAUUUUAUCCUAAAGCAUUGUUUCGAUAUGAAAAUGAAGGAGAAAGAAGCAUAUGGCAAUUUUGGAAGUCAGUGAUGAGAAUUUAUCUGACUGGCAUACUGGAGGAAGAAAACGGAAAAGAAAAGCAAAAAAAAAAAGAGGAGAGAAGGAGAACAGUACAGCCAGAAUCUGAAGAGAAUCACUUCUCCACGCUGUUAUUUCACAGUCCAUUGAUUUCAGGAUGUGCUGUAUAGUUGAACAAGAAGAAAGAAACAAUAUGUUGAAUGUGUUCAUGCUAGAAGAAAAAAAAAGAAGAAAAUAUUUACCACGUAAGAGGAGAAAGAGAGAAGAAAAUAGGAAAUUCCGCAUUAUGUAGUUAUUAAAAAUGGGAAACAAAGGGAUGUAACGGGAGAUCGAGAGACACUCGUCGAGUCCACCGUGGCACCAAGUGCUACGUCACGGUCGCGCUACAUUCUUGCACUUCGCGAUAUUGAAAGAGGGACAAAUUUUUGGCUUCCUUGCCGAAGACGAUUCUCCGAGGUUCCGGACUGAUCAUUGAUUUCGACCAGGAAGCACGAACGAUAUUUAUCCGAUACUUAUAGUAUUUUACGCGCCGCUGGACACGCAUUAUCAACCGUCUCUCGGAAUAAAUGUCGGUUGACCGCAAAUCUGUAUAGGACUAAGGACUGGAGGUACCACUCCGUUUAUAUUAGCGGCAUUUCAGUGUGUUAAGUUAUUAAAAAAAAAAAAAAAAAAUCGCUAGCGCGAUUAUUGUUCGAUUUGAUUCCACACGUACUUCCAAUUGUCGGAAGUUACAUCUUGCCUCAAUUGUCCGCAGAUUUUUUUCCAAGAAAAAAUAAUCCGGUAUGCGCGGACGUAAUUAAUCAGCCGAAGGACUUCCAUUAUUUUUUUUAACGUUCUUUCAACGUUCUUUUUCGCAUUUCUUCUCAGUCAUAUGCAGACUUACGCUUGACUAAGGUAUACAUAAGUACGAAAUAGCGUCAUGUUCCUUAGGAUUACACGAGACAAAACUUAUAAUUCCAUAAUUAGUACAUUGUCGCUUCAACGAUCUAGACAAAAAAAUGCUCAAUGCCCGUUGUUCGAAGUUUUCGAUGCAAAUGCCAAAAAUAUAUAUAAAAAAAAAAGAGAAAAGAGCGUAAUCGAAGAACGGAACGAUAUUCAAUUCUACAUGUACAAACCGCAAUGAAAUACCUCGUUACUUAUUCUCAGUGUAAAAUAGCAAAAGCGAAUUGUACUAACUCUGCGAGUUACGUAAAAAAAAAAA